CCUCACCUCAUAAUCGUGAGUAUUCAUCUCUUCACAUCGUAUUUUUUCUCUCUCGGAUCGGAAAACCACGACCGGCGUCGUCGUUCGUGUUCCCGACGUAGUUCACCGGCAAGGAUUUCUUAGGGUUCUUAAGGUGAAAUUUCAAGUGGGUGAUUGUGUGAUUACGUAGUUUCUAUCUGACAAUGUCAGAUUCCGGUGAACCCAAAACAUCGCAGCAAGAAGAAUCUCAACCUGCUGGGCAAGAGUCUCAGUCUCAACAAGUUUGUACUUUCUUCAAGAAGCCAUCGAAAGCUAAAAACAUUAGGAAAAGAACGGCUGCGGCAGAUGAAGAGGACGGAGAUUCGAGAAGCGAAAGCUCCAUACUACACAACCUAAAGAAAAUUGCCAAACCCGAUAGUAAGUUAUUCUUCUCCUCUGGACCAUCCAAGAGCACUGGUACGACGAGUGAAGCUCCCGUCUUUCACUACGAUUCAUCCAAGGAGAUCCAGGUUCAAAACGACAGUAGAGCGACGGCGACUCUAGAAACCGAAACCGACUUCAAUCAGGAUGCACGAGCUAUCCGUGAGAGAGUUCUUAAACGAGCAGACGAAGCUUUGAAAGGGAACAAAAAGAAGGCUUCGGAUGAGAAACUGUAUACUGGAAUUCAUGGAUAUACAGAUCACAAAGCUGGCUUUAGAAGAGAGCAAACUAUCUCGAGCGAGAAAGCUGGAGGUUCGCACGGGCCAUUGAGAGCUUCUGCUCAUAUCAGAGUAUCGGCUAGAUUCGAUUACCAGCCAGAUAUCUGCAAGGAUUACAAAGAAACCGGAUACUGUGGGUAUGGAGAUUCUUGUAAGUUCUUGCACGACCGUGGGGAUUACAAACCGGGAUGGCAGAUAGAGAAAGAGUGGGACGAGGCAGAGAAAGUGAGGAAGAGAAAUAAAGCUAUGGGAGUUGAGGAUGAAGAUGACGAUGACAACAGCAGCGACGAAGACGAUGAUGCAUUGCCAUUUGCUUGCUUCAUAUGCAGAGAGCCUUUCGUCGAUCCAGUUGUCACCAAAUGCAAGCAUUACUUCUGUGAGCACUGUGCUUUAAAGCAUCACACGAAGAACAAGAAGUGCUUUGUGUGUAACCAACCAACGAUGGGUAUUUUCAAUGCAGCACAUGAGAUCAAGAAGAGAAUGGCUGAAGAACGGAGUAAAGCUGAAGGAUUGUGAAGUUUUUCACAAGCCAAAACCAAAAACUCUUGAGGAAAGCUUUUUGUUUGUACUGUACUCGUUGACCUAUAUUAUGAUGGUCUUUAAAGAUUGGGCCUUGUUUGGCCCGUUUAUCGGUGUCGUUUCUUUCGUUUUUCGUGUGUUCUUAAUAAAUGAGUGUUAGAUUGGGCUAAAUUAAUUUUUAAAACUAAUUUGAAAAAUAAGUCGUGGUCACGGUUAUAUUCGAAUUAAACCGAAGUUUGGUAUGACAUUAAAAU
Thlaspi arvense is the source of this 1450-nucleotide messenger RNA. Lineage: Eukaryota; Viridiplantae; Streptophyta; Magnoliopsida; Brassicales; Brassicaceae. The record is from the annotation of a GenBank genome assembly.